CACAGUUUGAGAGUCUCGAGCCAGUUUGAUUAGAACAUGUUUUUUGCUGCUUUUCCUGUUAAUAUUUGUAGUGGUAGAAACAUUGCUUUGGGAUUUUCCAAGAGACUUUUCUCGCAGACCGGUUUUGCCAGAUCUCAUGUUGGGUCUCAACCGAUUAUUCUUCCACCAGAAGUUCAAUUUGAAAUACAAAAUUUAAAGCAUCCUAAGCGUGUAGUAAAGGGAAGAGACAGGGUAUAUUUUUCAAGAGAAGUUUUUGUUACAGGACCUAAGGGAACACAAAGAUUGGUGAUACCAGAUCAUAUUCAAACGAAACUAGAAAACGAAAAAUUGACAGUACUGGUUGAAGAUCCUACCAAAAAGAUCCAAAAAUCCAUGUGGGGUACAAUUCGUUCAAGAAUAAACAACGAUGUUAUUGGAGUGACAGAGGGACACUUGUGUAUAUUGAGAUUGGUGGGUACUGGUUAUAGGGCUCAUAUUGAAGAUAGACCAGAUGGAAGUAAGUUUGUUGGAUUGAAAGUUGGGUUUUGUGUUUUGAAAGGAUUACCAGUUCCUGCAGGAUUACAAGUGUCGUCGCCAGUUCCAACUACAGUUAUCAUCGAGGGUAUUGAUAAACAACAGGUUAAAUUGUUUGCUGGCAAUUUGCGUCGAAUUCGUCCUCCAGAGCCAUAUAAAGGUAAAGGUAUUUAUAUUGAUGAUGAGACUAUUAAACUCAAAGAUAAAAAAAUCAAAUGAGAAAAGCAGAUAUUUGUUAUCUAUUUGUUUUUAUGGUUGCUUUUUUUUUUGCCAAACUUUUGUUUAUCAAUUUCUAUUCGUAAAUACUCAUAAACUCCUUUAUAAUUG
Ascoidea rubescens DSM 1968 is the source of this 840-nucleotide messenger RNA. RefSeq names its product mitochondrial 54S ribosomal protein uL6m (gene MRPL6). Gene Ontology annotation, biological process: translation. The coding region runs from base 37 to 732 and encodes 231 amino acids. The record is from RefSeq and is a predicted model, not a curated record. Lineage: Eukaryota; Fungi; Ascomycota; Saccharomycetes; Ascoideales; Ascoideaceae. The transcript has a single exon. Gene Ontology annotation, cellular component: mitochondrial large ribosomal subunit; ribosome. Gene Ontology annotation, molecular function: structural constituent of ribosome; rRNA binding.